CUCGUAUGUAGUUGUUCACUUCUGGUAAACAAAUAAAGUUUACUUACUGAAGCCUGCCUGUCAUGUCGAAGUCAAAUAAAAACAAAGCCAAUUAAUUAGGACCACUAUCGAAAAUCUAGGAGCAUUACACAGCUAUUUUAUCCCUGCUUGAUACUGCUCAACAGUACAUAUCCAUGACCUCACUACAGGGAAUUCAAUCCAGGACCUUCGGUCUCUCGGUAAAAAGUCAUCCGAUGGAAUACAUAUCUAACUUUAAUCAAUCCAUAAUGCUAAUCAACCAUAAUUCACUAUCUGCAGUUGGUACUAUCCUCAAAUCUAACGCGUUUAAGACCGGAAGUCAUAGGUUUAAUUGCUACUGAUAUCAGGGAUGCGCAUUUCUGAAGAGUCCGACACUAAAGCAAAAUUAAUAUCCAGGGGUCCUAUGUUUUCACUAGUUUUCCGAAUAGGAAGGGUGAUGCUCCAAGUAACAAACAAUCUCUACCAGGUAUUACAUAAUUUUACAUAUUAAUUCUUGAACAGAGCUGAAUGAGACGUACAAUAGAGAGCAUCUAACUCUUGAACAGACUUAUUACACAUAACCCAAGAACAACAUUUUAUAAACUUUUUUCAACAUCACCAUUGCAGUAACCUAGCAAUGGAAUUUUAAAAUAUCAUGAAACAACUUGUGAACACUUGAUUUAUACCUAAUUCCUAAAACGCCUGAAAAAAUCAACAAUGACCAAGAUAUUUCAUUAUCUUCAAAACCUAUUCAAUUCAUGAUAGCUAUAUUUGGAAUAUUUACAUUUACACUAGCUAUUAUGACAAUGCUUGUGAGACUAUUUCAUUCAGAGUCAAAUAAUUCAUCAAACACCAUGAUAUUUCAAACUGGAAUAACUUUGUUUGGUUUUCUUAUAAUUAUAUUUCUCGCUGCAAUAAUUCAAUUAAAUAAAACAUCUGAAAAGUUAGCUGAUGAAGAGAGAAGAAACGAACUGACUGAUAAAGAAGUAUUAGCUAGUCAAAAAGCAAACGAUGGAACAUUUAUAUUAUCAGUUUAA
This is a messenger RNA of Schistosoma turkestanicum, 1034 nucleotides long. The record is from the annotation of a GenBank genome assembly. NCBI's taxonomy places the organism in Eukaryota, Metazoa, Platyhelminthes, Trematoda, Strigeidida, Schistosomatidae.